Messenger RNA from Fragaria vesca subsp. vesca, 2382 nucleotides. RefSeq lists its product as uncharacterized. The transcript is spliced from 9 exons. Bases 215 to 1546 code for a protein of 443 amino acids. The record is from RefSeq and is a predicted model, not a curated record. NCBI's taxonomy places the organism in Eukaryota, Viridiplantae, Streptophyta, Magnoliopsida, Rosales, Rosaceae.
CGUCCUCAUAGCUAUGGAAGUUUCACCGUAUCUAAUUUGCCUCGAUUGUUACCGUUCUUCUUGUACUGGAGUUCAUUGUUCUCCUGAGCUCAAUUCCAUGGCCGAUUCUUGUGAUUGCAGCUCUGAUGCGGUGUUUGAUUUAUAGAGCUUUAAUUUCUGUUUGACUGAUUUUGACAUUGUUUUAGUCUCGAUUGGAAAAGAGAGAGCUAUUUCAAUGGCGUCGUGUCUGCCACCGCUGAUGACUCGCUCAGCUUCCGUCUGCGCUGCUGACUGUGACGAUCGGCGGAGCCUGAGGUAUGUUCGAUGGAAUGGUUAUGAUGAGAGGACCACGAAAUCGAGCAAGUACCAGAGGAGGAGGAGGAGCCUUGUUCUUGGCUCUGCUUCUUCUGCUUCUGCUGCUUCCCCUCGUGCCCAAAUUUAUCAGCAGGUUCUUAAGGCUGCCAGACAAAAGUUUACUCAGGAAAUCUCCUUCCGGUCCAAAGACAAGGACGUCUCUCUUGCGAAGGCUUUGCUCUACAUAGCAGCUGAAGAUGAAGCAUUUAUGGCUUUUAAUCGAGAGAUGGAUGCUUUCUCAAUUCAUAAGGAAAGAAAAGGUGUUUCUGGCCCACCAACUCCCCAAGAGCAAGAGUGGAAUGAUGUGGAGGGCAUGUCAUUGGCUGGGAAAACUAUACAUGAUUGGCAGGCUGAACUGGAUGCUAUUGCCAAAGAAGUUGAAGCAGAGCUAAUUUCAAAAGACAUAGGUUGUCAUUUGGCUCAAGUUUUGGAGGCAGUAAAUAUGGUUCUUUUUGAGUCAAGAGGCUUCAGAAGGUCGCCCGUUCUUGGAGAUCCAAAGAAUUCAUACUUGCACUUAGUUCUAAGCUCUGGAUGUGGAAUUGCAAUAAUGCUUAGCAUUAUAUACAUUGAGGUCUGCCGAAGACUUAGUCUGACCAUAGUGGGAUCUCGAGUUGGGGAAGAAUUUUUGAUCUGGCCGCAAACAGGAAAUCCAGAGGAGCUGUUCAAGGUAACGUCAGGGCACAGUCUGUUUGCAAUUGUCAAUGGAAGGUGUGUCGAAGACCCUAGAUCAAAGGCAUCAGAUUUAACAAGCAAUUCACUGUCGGGUCUCGAGAUAGCUACUAACCGAGACAUUAUUGGGAUUGCCUUGGCAAAUCUUGUUAGGCUUCACUGGAAACAUGCUUCAAGAUCAACUCAUGGACUGAUGCUGACUUCUCCACUCAGGCAUGUUCACAAUGCUCAUGAUAAACUUUACAAGAUCACUGAUUCAAAGGCUCCUCUGUUACGACCCCAAGAACUAAGGUUGGCCAUCAUGGCUUCAGAAAGAUUGUUGAUCCUCCAACCACAUAAUUGGGCCUCGAGGAGAGACCAUGGCAUGAUGCUAUACUACAAUAGGGAGUACGGGAAGGCUGUCCAAGAGCUUAGCAUCUGCAUGGCUUUUGCCCCAGAAGAAGAGGCAGAAGUUCUUGAACCAUUUGUCGAGAAGUUGCAUCUGCUGCGGCUUGAAUCAUCGUGGAAAUCUUUAGAGCACUCAAGUCAAGUGAAAGUCUCUUAACUUCUCGAGUACAUAACCAGCAACCUCUCGGUUUACUUGAACUGCAUCUGCUACUGUUAAUUUGUCCCAGAAAUAUGUAUAAUAGCAUGGAUUUGGAAGAACAAACUACAAACUAGGGUUGAUCGUACGAUCUCAAGGCAACAUUACUUCACCAACUACGCUUAGAGAUCUCUUUAUGCAUAUUGAGAGAGUAUAACAAGGAAAGAAACAAUGAAACAUGUGGAACUUGUAACGUAGCUGUGGUGUGGGUGGUGGUGGAGUGUUAGGCGUGGUUUUUGUCUGUUGAUAUAACAUGGCGAUGAAUUUACGUUGGUAAGACAUUUCCGGAAAUGUCGUCGUUAGAAAUGGCGUGGUACUAAAAUUUAACCUUUGUCCACAUGGUUAAAUCAGAAAGUAAAUUGAAACAUACCUUUGCGGGUGAAAAUUUUGGCUUACGGAAGUGUCGGCAGGUAACUGGAGGAGGAUGAAGAUGGUGCCUUUUCAAAGUUAUCUUCCACAAUAUACAAAUUCUCCAUUACCAAACCAGAUAAGAACAUGUAGAUGUUGUAGCCGAGUUUCUCUACAUCGAUAUGCACAUGGGGUUUUAGGCAAAGUAUGCUGUACAAAAAUACAAACUAGAUAUGACAUACAACACGUCGCAAGUUGGGUCAGCAUCAUCAGCAGAUAUGCCAAUCUGAUUUGAGCUCUACUAUAGUGCCAUCACUUGUCUCCAUCAAUCUUUUUAGACCUGGAUAAGGAUCAAGAUGCAGAACUAGCAGUGUCCAUAUCACUGGUUUAAUGUCUUCUGUCCCAUCACAAGUGUAUAAUUCAUCGUUGCUGUUGCAUUCUGCUUGCUC